This is a messenger RNA of Colletotrichum karsti, 1428 nucleotides long. RefSeq lists its product as uncharacterized. Bases 1 to 1428 code for a protein of 475 amino acids. Gene Ontology annotation, molecular function: aspartic-type endopeptidase activity. Gene Ontology annotation, biological process: proteolysis. Lineage: Eukaryota; Fungi; Ascomycota; Sordariomycetes; Glomerellales; Glomerellaceae. The record is from RefSeq and is a predicted model, not a curated record. The transcript is spliced from 3 exons.
AUGCGCUUCACUCAUUCGGCUGCAGUCGCAGCAUUCGCUCCCUUCGUAACCCAUCUAGUCGAUGCGGCUCCUUCGAAGAAGUCAGAUGCGAGGUUUGACAUUGCUACUCUAGGAGGUGCGGCAUUCCGAAUCGAGCAGGUUCCCAACCCAGACUUUUACUACGGAUCUCGACGUGGGCCUAUUGCACUGGCCAGAGCAUAUUCCAAGUUCGGACAUCCCAUCCCAGACGAUCUUGCUGGGCUCAUCGACCAGAUCUUGGGUGAACUUGGCUUGUUGAAAGGAUCCAAGGGUGGACACAAAGGAGGCAAGGGAAAGGGCAAAGGUGGAAACGGCAACAAUGGCGCGGGGGCCUCGAAGGGCAAUGGUACGACCACUACACCAGGAGCUGGUGGUGGAAACAAGGGGAACGGUACCGCCGGUAACGGUGAGGUCGCCGCAAUCCCGGCAGAGUUCGACAGCCAGUAUCUCUGCCCCGUCCAGAUCGGCACGCCGCCUCAGACCUUGAACCUCAACUUUGACACCGGAUCGUCCGACCUCUGGGUCUUCAGCAGUGAGACACCAAUCACCCAAGUCGUGGGGCAGACCAUAUACCAGAUCAACGCUAGUUCGAGCGCCAAGGCCGUCCAGGGCGCGACGUGGUCCAUCUCCUACGGCGAUGGAAGCUCGUCCAGCGGAAACGUCUACACGGAUGUUGUGACCAUUGGUGGCGUCACGGUAGAGAAUCAGGCCGUCGAGUCGGCCAACACGGUAUCGGCGUCCUUCUCCCGGAACCAAAACCAGUCAGGACUCGUCGGGUUGGCGUUCGGGAACAUCAACACCGUCAAGCCUACCAAGCAAAAGACGUUUUUCGAGAACGCCAUGACCAACCUCGCGACGCCUCUCUUCACUGCCAAUCUCAAGAGAGCAGCAGCCGGCAACUACAACUUCGGCUUCCUCGACACGACCGAGUUCACCGGCGACAUCGCCUUCGUCCCCGCCAACACGACCCAGGGCUUCUGGCAGUUCACCGCCCAGGGCUUCACCGUCGGCUCCAACGGCAGCGCCGCCGUCUCCGCCCCGCACCAGGCCAUCGCGGACACCGGCACGACGCUGAUGCUGCUCCCGGACGCCAUCGUCUCGGCGUACUACCAGAACAUCGCCAGCGCCAAGUUCGACAACACCAACGGCGGCUUCACGUUCAACUGCAAGGACCCGAUCCCGUCCUUCACGGUCGACAUGGGCAACUACAAGGCCGUGGUGCCCGGCGAGUUCAUCAAGUUCGCGCCCGUGGACGGGCAGACGAUCGAGACCUCGACGACGUGCUUUGGCGGGAUACAGAGCGCCGCGGCGCUGCCGUUUGCGAUUUACGGGGAUGUCUUCCUCAAGUCGCAGUUUGUGGUUUUCCAUGGCGGGAACAAGGAGCUCGGGUUCGCGAAUAAGCCCUUGUGA